UACCAGACUAAUAAGUGAACGCCUCUUUAUGAUAAAAGCGAAGUAGCGGAGAUAUUUUCAACGCCCUGGCGUGUUGCGAGAAGAUCAUUUAACUUGGAACAUCAACAGAACUCUAGGUGGCGGCUUGAAUCCGCAACGAUUUGGAAGAAAAUGGAGACCGAGAGGCUUUUUUACAUCUCCGUGCUUCUGUGUUUAUUUUGCAUCUGCCAGGUGCACGGACAGGACGAAGAUCCUUGUAAGGGUGUGGUCUGUCCAAGGGGGCGAAUGUGUUGGUCCUCCACGGACAGCGGUGAAAACUACACUACUUGCGAGUGUCCAAAAGAAUGUUCAGCAGACCCUGAACCGGUUUGUAGCUUUUAUCAUAGAGAGUUCAACAACCAAUGCGAAAUGCACAGGUACGCAUGCGCACACGACCUGACAAUGAAAGUAAUGAACCGAGGAAAGUGCCCGACAGAGAGUAAGUGGGAAUUUGAGUACAUUGACCGGGACAAAAAUAACGUUCUGGAUACAGCGGAAAUUCAAGAUGUAUUUUCUGACGUUCUUGAUUUCGAGCCAUGUCUCUAUGGCUUUCUCAAGUCGUGUGAUCUAAACGAGAAAGAGGGAAUUGAUAAGCGCGAAUGGGAUUUCUGCUUUCCAAAGACAGGUACUGCUUUCGAGACCAGGAAAUGAAAAGGCUUCAACUCACGCUUUGGAAAAUACAUUAUUGUACAAUUUGUUUGACUGGGAGAUUGCUGAAUUUUCUCAUAAUGUUGCGUUAAGGCUGGAAGAGCCAAAUUUGUUGAACGAUUCAGUUUGUGUUUCGUGCUUGUCACGAACGCCAUUAGAUGUUUAGUUAGUUCAUGUAGGUCACGGAAUAAACACAGGCAGACGGGCACAAAAAGCAGAUAUGUUCACUCCUUCCCGUCCCUACUUUUCUUUGCCUCUGACCAUUAGAAAUUACUAAAUAAACGAGAGACU
Molecule: messenger RNA, 957 nt
Organism: Pocillopora damicornis (cauliflower coral)
Lineage: Eukaryota; Metazoa; Cnidaria; Anthozoa; Scleractinia; Pocilloporidae
Product: testican-1
Biological process (GO): anatomical structure development
Molecular function (GO): extracellular matrix binding; collagen binding; protein binding
Source: RefSeq, a predicted model, not a curated record